AUUUGAUCUCAUCUUCUGCUCCAACUUUUUAGCAGUUUAAUCUUUUUUGAAUAUCAAUUUCUUCCAUCCUCUCUCUCUCUCUCUCUCUCUGGUGGAAGCGAGUCAUGCCUGCUGAGACUCAGACGCACGACUCAGAAGACGACGGCUGCUUCUCCUCCUCGAAGCCGCUGCCGUCGAUCCGGGCGAGAGAGAUGAAGAGCCCGCUCGACCACGGCGAGGAGUUGAUCAAGGCGAUCACGGAGCGCAAGCGAAACGCCAAGACGAAUGCAUCGAAAGAGCAUGGUAAACCGGCUGCUGCUCCGUCGAGCGGCAGAACAUGCAUCUGCUCCCCGACGAGCCACGCAGGCUCCUUCCGGUGCCAUCUCCACAGAGAAAAUCAAGCCACCAAAUCAUCCUCGACGAACUCCGAACAGCCUCCUGCUACCGCAACCGAGACCAAGUUCGGGCGCCGACACUGCUCGUUCGGUAGCCCGCAUCUGCUGUCGAGAUUCGGGAGGAGCUCCACCACCACGACCUUCAUGUGACGGACAUUCCCGUGAGUUCUCGGCAAAGGCUAAAUGCACGAGUUCGAGUUGAGGCUUGAGAGGGGUGGUUUCAGAGCCCUCUCAGGUUUUUUGUAAAUAGUCUUUUCAUCAUUCUUUUGCAGUUCUAAUCUUUCCAUGCUCGUCGCAUUAAAAAAGUCCUGGGGUUUGGGCGAACCCUUUAUGUAAAGCCAUGUUCUAGCUCGGAACAGAGGCUGUUGGUAUAAAGACGUGCAGUUUACUCGGGAAUAAACCUGCAUAGAAGUGUCUGCAUCAGAGUCCCAAAGAUCGAUUUUGCCGCCAUGAGCGCGGCGAUCUCGAGGAAGAAUGAUAUUUUGUCAUUCGGCUGGAAGAGCAAAGUCCAGCGUUUUCCAGUUAAUUGUAGUACUUUACUCCUCACAUGUUGUGGGCUUGACAAGAUUGUGAGAGAAUGAAUGCUAAGUGUAUGACCUGGACUUGGUA
This is a messenger RNA of Eucalyptus grandis, 983 nucleotides long. RefSeq lists its product as uncharacterized. The transcript has 2 exons. The record is from RefSeq and is a predicted model, not a curated record. The coding region runs from base 105 to 524 and encodes 139 amino acids. NCBI's taxonomy places the organism in Eukaryota, Viridiplantae, Streptophyta, Magnoliopsida, Myrtales, Myrtaceae.